Messenger RNA from Fonsecaea multimorphosa CBS 102226, 771 nucleotides. RefSeq lists its product as uncharacterized. The transcript is spliced from 3 exons. NCBI's taxonomy places the organism in Eukaryota, Fungi, Ascomycota, Eurotiomycetes, Chaetothyriales, Herpotrichiellaceae. Gene Ontology annotation, cellular component: U2 snRNP; U1 snRNP; U5 snRNP. Bases 1 to 771 code for a protein of 256 amino acids. Gene Ontology annotation, molecular function: RNA binding. Gene Ontology annotation, biological process: mRNA splicing, via spliceosome. The record is from RefSeq and is a predicted model, not a curated record.
AUGGCCAACAAGCAGGGGAAGAUGCAAAACCUGGUAUGCUGGACCAUUCCUACCAUGACUUACAAGAAGCACUCUGACCACAGUGACAAGAUUAAUUACCGUAUGCGAGUGACCAUGAACGACGGCCGUCAAAUGACUGGCCAAAUGCUUGCAUUCGACAAACACAUGAACCUCGUCCUCGCCGACACUGAAGAAUUCCGCAAAGUCAAACGCAAGCAGGCCAAAACCUCCGCUCCUGCAGCACCAGGCUCUGCAGCUGCGACCGUCGAGACCGAAGAGAAACGAACCUUGGGCCUUGUGAUUCUGAGAGGAACGAAUAUCGUGAGCUGUUCGGUUGAAGGACCUCCUCCAUCCGAUCCUAGCGCUAGACUGGGACAAUCUGCUCCGGGAGGGGCACCGACAACUCUGCAGGCUGGCACAGGUAUCUCGAGACCUGCUGGCAGAGGUCUUCCCGUCGGGCUGGGUGGUCCUGUGGCAGGCGUUGGGAUGGGUGGACCGCCACCACCGGGAGGAGUGCCACCUGGAGGCUUUGGGUUCCCGCCUCAACCGCCAGCGGGAUUCCCAGGUGGAGCGCCGCCACCUGGAUUCGCAGGAGCUGGAAGAGGUGGACUGCCUGGGCCUCCGGGAGGCCCACCUCCUGGCUUUGGGGGCCCUCCUCCUGGGUUCGGAGGACCACCUGGAGGUCCGCCAGCAGGUAUGCCUCCGGGAUUUCAAGGUGGACCACCAGGUCCUGGAAGAGGAUUCCCACCUCCGGGAUUCGGAGGGAGGUAA